Molecule: messenger RNA, 3095 nt
Organism: Aspergillus costaricaensis CBS 115574
Lineage: Eukaryota; Fungi; Ascomycota; Eurotiomycetes; Eurotiales; Aspergillaceae
Product: putative C6 transcription factor
Exons: 3
Coding region: 228-2873 (881 amino acids)
Biological process (GO): positive regulation of transcription by RNA polymerase II; DNA-templated transcription
Molecular function (GO): DNA-binding transcription factor activity, RNA polymerase II-specific; zinc ion binding; DNA binding
Source: RefSeq, a predicted model, not a curated record
CCUUAACCUUCCCAGGUUACUUGAACUUUACACUUCCUAUUCCUAUUACUCCCUACUGAACUGAACCGAAAACUGCCUUUUCCGUCACGCCUUCUUAACCUUCCCCCUUCUGGUCGGUGUCAUUUCUGGGAGGCCCGACCACCUUUCGCUCGCUACCUUCUUCUCUUCUUUCCUCUCUUUUUCCUGCUUUCAUGACAUGCCAUAUCUUUUUUAAUUAACCCUCUCCCAUGGACGAGGGUUCCGAUUCUAAAGCCCCUCGACGGAAGAGGGUGUCGAGAGCCUGUGAUCGCUGUCGAAGUAAAAAGGACAAGUGCGAUGGACUACGUCCCGCUUGUUCGGCCUGCCAGGCUUCAGGCCAGACCUGCUCAUAUGAUCCCCAUGCAAAGAAGCGCGGGUUACCAGAGGGCUAUGUUCGUGGCCUGGAGAAGCUCUGGGCCUUGUCCAUCUGCAAUAUCGAUGGCUUCGAAGACACAAUGCUAACUCUACUGGGGACCACCGCCGAAUCAGCUGGUCGGAGACAGAAGCUCAUGUCCUUAUGGACGGAUGAUGGCGCAUCAGAGACACUGCAUGAAUCUUGGAAAACCAGUCGCCUAUAUGGGGCACUCGAGAAGAUGCUGUCUAACUCUGAGCCAGUCACGGAGAGCUCAGGAAAGCGCUCUCGGGAAGACCAUGAUGACGGCACCGGAAGUGAAUGGGGAUUCCGCAUCGACCGUAGUUCGACUCCUCUCGCUCAUGAUGCUCCGCGUGUUGUUGAGCCUUCCACCUCUCCCCAUGCUAAAAGGCCCCGGCUGGCCGCUCCCACAGACAGCAGAAUCACCACGUAUACCGCCAGCGCUACGAAUGCCCUGCAAUUACCCCCGCAGACCUCGCAGUUGUUAGACGUCUAUUUCGCAGUCACUCACUCAUGGUUCCCAAUCGUCGCAAAACACAACAUCUUACGAGCAUCGUACCUGUAUGCAAGCGCGCCGCUAUCUGUCGCAAAAAUGGCCCCAGGUUCGGGCGACCACGCCGCAUUGUGGGCCUUGCUCAGUUACACCAUUUCGCAAUCUCGGGUUAACCCGCAGGACGGGGCGUUGGAAGCGCUUUCGAAAACCAAGGAGUAUUACUCGGUAGCUCGAAGCUUGAUUCCUUCUGAAACGGAGCGGUUCGAGCUUGGACAUGUGCAGGCACUGUUGCUGCUGACGUUGGUUAACAUCGGCCUGGAGGACUGGACUGCUGCCUGGCUGUUGAGUGGCCAGGCUGUUCGCAUGGCCAUUUCGAUGGACCUUGGAGCCUUCAUGGACGUUCGACGAUCGGACGAGUUGAGGCAAGGAAAGGCGGUUUUCCUUGGGUGUUUUGUGAUUGACUCGUUGCUUUCGUUCCGUUUGUCGAGGAGACCGUGCAUGCAUCCUCGUGAUCUCACCAUGGUCGGGCUGUUGGAAGAAGAUGGCUUGGAAGAGUGGAACUCAUGGUCGGAUGUCUUGCCACCUACGGGGGCUGGACAAGGGAAGAGCCCUCCUCGACGGGGUCCGCUGCUCGCUCUAAGCUGCUUCAAUCGACUAGUCGAGUUAGCCGGUGUACUGAAUAAGAUUGCUCGCGACUCCACGGCCGGACCAAACGCACCCUUAUUCGCACAACAACUAGUCAUGGAGCUUAAGCAAUGGGAUGAUCGUCUUCCUCUUGGAUGUCGCUUGAUUGGCCCAGAAAGUAUCUAUCCGGAACGACACUCGGCCUUGCUCCCGCACCAGAGCUACCUUGGCCUGACAUAUGUGGCUACGCUUCUGUGGCUUUAUCUGCGCAUUGCGCCUCAGGAGCUUGGGCUGCAUCGCUCUCAACGGCCGGCUAUCGAAGGAGCCAAGAAACUCCUUUAUAGAGCUCUUCCAAUGGUGUCCCAGCACCUUGAUAACUUUCAGGUUUGCGGUUUGCCGCCGAUAUUCGAGCUUUCUUUGCGCACUAUCGCCGAACAAGCGUUCACUCUGCGCAAUAAAAUCGAAUCCGACAUGUUCCCUUUUGGACGGUGGACUGAAGCGCUCCUUCAGCGAACCACGGAGCUUAGUUCAACUUGGCCAGUGUAUCGCUCAUUGUCUGCUUCCAUCGAUCACUGGUACCGUUCUAAAGAUCUCCCCGGAAACCCUGCUCUAUCCUAUCAGCCACCAGAGGCAGGAUCAGCACCCGGAAUGGCUAGCGGUAUGACCAGUACUGCACUACCCACUGGGACUAUGGCAACAUCGGCGGCAGGGUAUCCGAACAUAAUGGGCGAGCCUACGAUGAACCCUCACCUGAGAAGGACUGCACCUGGAAUGGGGGAUUCCGAUUAUACAUCUGCCAUUAUGGGCAUCACUAUCCCUGUGGACGGACAGUACAUGACGCCAAAAGAUCCCACGGUGGAAAAUCCUGAUCUAUCCAUGAUGGACGUGUCCUUCCAACAAACCUUGGACGGGCGAACGGCACACAUGGACAAGUCCGAGCCUGCUGCUGCUCUGAAUGCAGCAUUACCGCGGGGCCCGCGCCCCCAUCCGUCUACACCCGACUCUGGGGUGUCAAGUUCGAUGAUGUCGGUCACCGGCCCGGGCGUUAUACACGAACGUUCUGUACCUUCCGGAGAUAGGAGCUCGGAUACGACAGAGCGUAUCGGCUCAACCGGCGACAUUGACGCCAUCUUCAAGGAUCUUGCAUAUCUCGACACCACAGAGUGGGCUAACAAUCGCGAGGCCGCGCUGAAGGAUUUCGGAUUUAUUGACGAGAGUACAUUCCAGGCUUUCUGCCAUGACCCAGACCGACUCGCUGGGACUCAGCCGUUGGUACAUCCCCCGUCGAUUGCCGACAUCUGGCCGCCACCGGGCUUUUUCCCGGAGACGUUUCGUGACACUACGGAAGAUGUGAUGGAGGGUUGAGUGGCCGUUUUUUCAUUUCUUUACAUCUUGCUUUUGACCAAGCAGAGGUCGAAGGGACCUUCAUAGGGACUUAUCCCUAUUUCUGAUAUAUAUGGAAAACCUUCACGAAUCUCUGUUUUCCGCUAUGUAUGAUGGUGGUGCUAUCAACGCACGCAUCACCCUUUUUUUGCCAUCUCUCUUGUUCCUUGUUGAUGAUACCCAAUUCCAGAAAACCUCGAAUGC